This is a messenger RNA of Tarenaya hassleriana, 573 nucleotides long. RefSeq names its product ADP-ribosylation factor 1-like. Gene Ontology annotation, cellular component: cytoplasm. The coding region runs from base 1 to 435 and encodes 144 amino acids. Gene Ontology annotation, molecular function: GTP binding; GTPase activity. Gene Ontology annotation, biological process: vesicle-mediated transport; intracellular protein transport. The record is from RefSeq and is a predicted model, not a curated record. Lineage: Eukaryota; Viridiplantae; Streptophyta; Magnoliopsida; Brassicales; Cleomaceae. The transcript is spliced from 4 exons.
AUGGGGCUGUCUUUCGGGAAGCUGUUCAGCAGGCUCUUUGCCAAGAAAGAGAUGCGUAUCCUAAUGGUGGGUCUUGAUGUUGCUCGUAAGACGACCAUUUUGUACAAGCUCAAACUUGGAGAGAUUGUGACCACUGUCCCCACCAUUGGGUUCAAUGUGGAGACAGUGGAAUACAAGAACAUCAGCUUUACCGUCUGGGAUGUCGGGGGUCAGGACAAGAUCAGUCCAUUGUGGAGACAUUACUUUCAAAACACCCAGGGGCUUAUCUUUGUUGUUGACAGCAAUGACAGAGACCGUGUUGUUGAAGCCAGAGACGAGCUUCACAGAAUGCUGAAUGAGAGUUUAACGAUGACUCAACAAUCAGGCAUGUCGGCAGCGUUCUGUGCUGCAAGUGCGGUGUUCCCAUGGCACCGAACGCCGCCAACAUGUGCGUGACUUGUCUCCGUUCUGAAGUCGACAUCACGGAAGGAUUGCAGAAACAGGUUCUGAUAAUCCAUUGCCCCGAGUGCGGUUGUUACUUGCAGCCACCAAAAACUUGGCUCAAAGCUCAAUUGGAAUCGAAGGAGCUCUUGA